Messenger RNA from Clonostachys solani, 303 nucleotides. Lineage: Eukaryota; Fungi; Ascomycota; Sordariomycetes; Hypocreales; Bionectriaceae. The record is from the annotation of a GenBank genome assembly.
AUGAAUGCGUCGUCGUCCGGGAAGAGUAUGGCGUUUUGUGGUGAUGGAGAUGAUUUGGCUGCUGGAGUGGCCGUGACGGAUGAAAAGGCUUUUGAUUUUGUGGCUGCUCGAGGUUUUCGAGGCAUUGCGACUCUGGAUGCUUGUUUAAGCGAUUGGAAUGCGAAGAUUGGCGUGAAUGAAAACCUCAUUGUAGGUGAGAUGUGCCUGGAUGGGAUUUGGUUCGAGUCUAGGCUUAUUCAUAUCAACGCCAUUGUCCGAUAUCAGACGCUGAAGUAUCUAAUAUCAUUCAGAAAGAUACCAUGA